AUGCUGGAAGAAGUCAGAGUGUACGUGAUGGAGAGGAUGUACAAACAAAAAGGGAAGGGGGAAAAUGGAACUUGGAUAUAUGUCCUUCCAUUAGAAGGAGGAUUGAGACAUUUAAAGAACAAUAGAGGUAUUCGGAUGUUACUCCAAGUGGUCCGCAGAUAUAUGAAAGCAUGGCAGUUGACUGGUAUACCAUGUGUACAUGGUAUUGCUGCAAUCUUGUUUUUGAAUGGGAAUGCAGAGGAGUAUGUUGCAGUUGGGUUCACAACGAAUAUGUUUGGAAGUUGCUAUAGAUAUAACGUGAAACCAACUAAUGGAGCUGACAUGUGGCUGGAAACAGGUCUUCAAAGCAUCUUGCCACCAAGGCGUAGUAGAAUGCCCGGGAGACCAAAAGUGAACAAAAAGAAAUGUCGUACAGAAAAAGAAGGAAAACAUACUGUUAGCAAGAAGGGGGGCAUUCCAAAAUGUGGUAAUUGUCAUCAAGAAGAUGAACAACUACCUGAGGAGGUUGGGUCUGAAGAAGUAGUGGUUGCUGAGGAGGUUGGGGCUGAAGAAGAAGUGGUUGCUGAGGAGGUUAGGGCUGAAGAAGAAGUCAUUGCCGAGGAGGCUGGGGUUGAAGAACAAGUGGCUGCUGAGGAGGUUGGGGUUGAAGAAGAAGUGGUUGUUGAGGAAGUUUUUGAACAAAUGGUGGCUGAUGAGCAACCAAAUGAGGAGCAAGCAGCUGAACAUGUAGUUGCUCAACAUGUACAAGUUGUUGCUAAAAAGUGUAAUAGGAGAAAGGGUGGUCCUUCUCAGAGGAUCACAAAGCUUAAGUUGAUGAGAAAGGUGGUUACAAAAGAUGGAAGUGGGUCAAGUAUUGAUAAUCCAGUCACCUUAAUCUAG
Lactuca saligna is the source of this 879-nucleotide messenger RNA. The record is from the annotation of a GenBank genome assembly. Lineage: Eukaryota; Viridiplantae; Streptophyta; Magnoliopsida; Asterales; Asteraceae.